AGUUGGGGAACUCAAACGGGCAGCCGGAGAAACGCCACAUCUCUCCCUCCCUCUCUCUCUUCCUUGUGAAGAAAAAGAAGGAAGAAGAACGAGAAGAAUAAAGCGGUCUCUCCAGCUCUCGAGGGAGGAGGUUCAUCAAGCUCUCUUUCCUUGCUCUCUUCAAAUCUCUGUCCGUCCUUCUAUAUAUCUGUACCUUAUCUUUAUAUCUGGCGGAGGAGGAGGACGGGCGGAGAUGAAGCCAUUGAAGCCGGUGUUCUUGAAAUGCGCCGUGCAGAAGUACGAGUGGGGAAAGAGAGGGGAGGAGAGCGCGGCAGCGAGGAUCUUCUCUCGAAACUCCGGCUGCCCAGUUGAAGACAAGCCGUAUGCAGAGCUGUGGAUGGGUACCCACGACUCCGGGCCCUCUCUGGUGUUGUUUUCCGGUAGCAGCCCUGACUCGAAGCUUCUCCCAUUGAAGGAGUGGUUGUCGCAGAAUCCGGAAGUUCUCGGGGACAGGGUGGUCCAGAGGUGGGGGACGGACCUGCCUUUCUUGUUCAAGGUUCUUUCAGUUGCUAAAGCAUUGUCGAUUCAAGCUCAUCCAGACAAGGAAUUGGCUCCAGUUUUGCAUAAAGAGCGACCAGAUAUUUAUAAGGACCCAAAUCACAAACCUGAGAUGGCUUUGGCACUCACUGAGUUUGAAGCUUUAUGUGGUUUUAUUGAUCUUGAGGAGCUUAAGGGCGUGCUUGGUAGUCUCCCCGAGAUAGUGAAUUUGGUUGGCAAGGAGUCUGUUGAGGAGCUUUUAAACAUUGAUCGUAGUGAUGCAAAGGAUGUCAAAGCUGCCCUGCAGUCGGUCUUUACACAACUAAUGUCCGCAAAACAGGAUGCAGUUUCUGAAACAGUCUUGGAGUUGAAAAGCCGCUUGAUUAAAGAAAAACAGGUCAGGCACUUGACAACUAAAGAGCAGCUUGCUCUUCGGCUAGAAGAACAAUAUCCCAAUGAUGUUGGAGUAUUAUCGUCCUUCUUUCUGAACUAUGUAAAGCUUAAUCCUGGUGAAGCUUUAUACCUGGAUGCAAAUGAACCUCAUGCUUACAUCUAUGGUGAUUGUGUUGAGUGCAUGGCAACAUCAGAUAAUGUUGUUCGAGCUGGUCUGACACCGAAAUAUCGUGAUGUUGAGACUCUUUGUUCCAUGCUUACAUACAAGCAGGGUUAUCCUAAUAUUCUGAAAGGUGCUGAAGUAUCAGAAUACACUAAGAGUUAUCAACCGCCAUUUGAUGAGUUUGAAGUUGAUCAGUGUUGCCUUCCAGCUGGAAGGUCCACAACUUUCAGCGCAGUCCAAAAGCCAUCCAUUUUCAUUGUCCUCGAUGGCCAUGGAUCAAUGAAGAUCGGUUUGGAGGAUGAAAUUUUGCUCACAACAGGAAAUAUUUUCCUUGUUCCUGCUGGCAUGGAGAUCAUUUUAACUGCUAAUGCUGAUAGUGCAGAGACUAGCUCAAAGGAUAAUGAUACCAAUGAGAAUAACAAGUCUAGUACAUUUCAACUGUGCAGAGCUGUGGUUAACAGUCGGUUUGUAUGAGAGGAGAAUUCAUAAGUAUAUAGAGAAGCAUGUUACAGUCCUCCCACGCGAGGAGCUAUUUAUCUUAGAGAUUCAAUAAGCCUGAAGUGAGAUGUAUAAUGAUAGUCAUGUAUACGGCGAUAAAAGUAAAACAACAAAGUAGUGGAUAUGUUACCACGAUUUUCUAAUAUUGCGUACUCUUUUGUUAUUUAUUGUCAAAAGGGGAAGAAGAGAAGCAAUAAAAGAUGCAAACAACAGUUCCAUUUUUUCA
This is a messenger RNA of Nymphaea colorata (pocket water lily), 1796 nucleotides long. RefSeq names its product mannose-6-phosphate isomerase 2-like. Gene Ontology annotation, biological process: carbohydrate metabolic process; GDP-mannose biosynthetic process. The record is from RefSeq and is a predicted model, not a curated record. The transcript has 5 exons. Lineage: Eukaryota; Viridiplantae; Streptophyta; Magnoliopsida; Nymphaeales; Nymphaeaceae. Gene Ontology annotation, molecular function: mannose-6-phosphate isomerase activity; zinc ion binding. The coding region runs from base 233 to 1546 and encodes 437 amino acids. Gene Ontology annotation, cellular component: cytosol.